This is a messenger RNA of Hymenoscyphus albidus, 4758 nucleotides long. The record is from the annotation of a GenBank genome assembly. Lineage: Eukaryota; Fungi; Ascomycota; Leotiomycetes; Helotiales; Helotiaceae.
UCUAAUUCUCCUCUCGCCCGUCCUUCCUGUAGCAUUUACUUCGCACGUAUGAAAUAUGUCUCACAAUUCCGGAGGCGUCAGACACCAUUUUGUGACUCUAAUCGGAGUCGAAACGAUCAGAAGUGGAUAUUUUGUCCGUAUGAGUGUAGAUUUUCCAUCCAUCGAUGAAUAUCGUAUGAGGGAUCUAGACUUAGAUCUUGCCAGGAUGCAAAACUAUGAAUCGGAUCGAACAGGGAUAAAUAAGCCUUGCAUGAGUCGCACUCGCAUUCGUAACGGUGGUUCGCCCAAGUUAUACUUUGUAUCGUAGGGAAAUUAACCCUACAGUAUCUGUACUGUACAGUAACCCCGGGCCCAACAACACCGCUAAGCAUCCCCUGGUGGACCUGGUAACUUUCCUUCUUAAAGCUUAUUUUAUUUGGUUCUAGGCACCGAGCUUCCCUAGACUCCCCUCCUUUCUGCCCAUCUGAUAUUUCUUUGGUCUAUCCUAACUCUCACCACUUAGAAUACGAUAACAAAGUCAACACAAGAUGGGAAAACCAGUCAGCGCAGAACCUCCUAGGGAGACAGGAGAAGCGAAUAUCGAUUGGGAUGCACCACCUCAAUAUGAACAGCACUUCAGUGGGAAUGAUGGUCACAUCAGUACCUCCGUAUUGGGUAUUUACCAGCCACCCUACUAGAGACAAAUCGCGCCUCCAUAUCAUUGGCUUACAUUGUAUACGAACAGAUAAUGGUAGAAUUAGCAUGAUGUUUAAUGGCGAUUCGAAAUUAUUUCAAGACCAGUCACUACCCCCUUUACCAGAGUACGAAGCCGCAGCAAUUCCACUCUCCCAAAGCUUUGCUACACCAGAACGACCUUUUCCGCUAUUAAAUAUUGUCAUACAAAUUGUCGGUAGUCGAGGUGAGUUUUGUGGAAUGCAGAUGACAGUAUACGAGGGAAUUAAUUGGAACUAAUUGGAAUUGAAGGCGACGUCCAGCCUUUUGUGGCUUUAGGGCAAGAAUUGCAUGCGGUUGGUCACAGGGUCAGAAUAGCAACUCAUGAUGUUUUUGAAGAGUUUGUUACAAACUCUGGACUUGAAUUUUUCUCCAUCGGAGGAGACCCUGCAGAUUUAAUGGCUGUGAGUAAUGUAUUACCAAGCUCACUUAGUUUCUAAUGACUCAUAGUAUAUGGUAAAAAACCCCGGCAUAAUACCUAAAUUAGAAUCUGUUCGAACAGGCGAAAUUGGAAGAAAACGGAAAAUGAUUAAAGAAAUGUUAGAUGGUUGUUGGAGAUCUUGCCUCGACCCCGACCCAAAAACAAAUAUUCCAUUCGUCGCAGAAGCAAUUAUCGCGAACCCCCCAAGUUUCGCCCAUGUGCAUUGCGCUCAAGCUUUAGGUGUACCAGUUCAUCUUAUGUUCACGAUGCCAUGGACGGCUACGAGAGCAUUCCCUCAUCCAUUGGCAAAUAUUCAAUCUUCGAAUGCUGAUCCGAAGAUGAUAAAUUUCUUAUCUUAUGGGAUGGUGGAAAUGAUGACUUGGCAAGGGUGAAUAUCAUGAGUUACCCAGAUAGAGGAUUAUGCUAAAACUACAGAAGCUUAGGGUCUAUAAUCAAUUCCUGGAGGAAAACGUCACUGGAUCUGGAACCAGCACCUGUACUAUUCGACUCUCACUUGAUACAAACUGGGAAAGUGCCUUUCACAUAUUGCUGGUCACCAGCUCUUGUUGCGAAACCAGUAGAUUGGCCUGCAACUAUUGGUAAAUAUUCCGAUCUCAAUAUAUAAGAAAAUAUCCACUGACCAAAUCUAGAUGUCUGCGGCUUCUUCUUCCGAGAGACGCAACCGUAUACCCCACCUGCUGAACUGGAUGAUUUUAUCAAGGCCGGCACUGUACCAAUCUAUAUCGGCUUUGGGAGUAUCGUCAUGGAAGAUCCGACUGCGAUGACUGAAAUUAUAUUGGCGGCUGUGAGGGAAUGUGGAGUAAGAGCGAUCGUCUCAAAGGGGUGGAGUAGGCUCGGUACAGGAUUUGUAGAAACCGAGAAUAUUAUGUUCAUCGAUGAUUGCCCGCAUGGUAUGCAAAAGCCUAUCAUCUCAAAACUUUCUGUUUUCUCGGACUAAUUCGUUGCAAAAGAAUGGCUCUUUCAGCAAGUAAGUGCUGUGAUUCAUCACGGGGGGGCCGGAACAACGGCGUGUGGGUUACGCAAUGGACGACCUACGGGUAUAGUUCCUUUCUUCGGAGAGUUAGUAAUCCCAUAACCCUCCACUUCAAAACUUUCCCUAACAUCUCAUAUCCAGCCAACCAUUCUGGGCAAAGAUGGUACACGCAGCUGGUGCUGGUCCGCCCCCGAUUGAUAUUAAAAACAUCAAUGCCGAGAUCCUUUCCUCGGCCAUUAAAUUCCUUCUGUCUUCCGAAGCCAUUAAGGCAGUUGGGGUGAUUGCAGACAAGAUGCGGACUGAAGAAGGGGUCAAAGCGGCUGUUGACUCCUUCCACCGGAACCUAAGCGUGGCUGAUAUGAGUUGUUCAAUGCUCCCAGAAUCACCAGCGACUUGGACCUUAAAAACAAAGAAAGGGAAAGAAAAGGUCAAUUUGAGAUUGAGCCACAGAGCAGCCAGUGUUUUGGUGGAGGAGAAGAAAAUAGACGCUAAGGAUUUAAGAUUGUACGCAUGCUGAACAGCCCCCUCUUUCAUAGUCGCCAAUAGCACAACAGACCAUAAGCUAACAAGUCAUUCAUAGAUAUAAACCUAAACCAAUACAUCCGGAGAACCAGCGAUGGGAUCCUGUCACUGCUACCACCUCGGUGGCUCUUGAAUCGUUCAAAAAUGUCGGCUCGUCGAUUGGAAAUCUGGUUAAUCAGCCAGUUGCGGAGUACCGACGUGCACGAAGCGAUUUUCAUAGAUCCAAUACUUCUACAACUACGUCUUCUCAGCCUAUGUCACCUUCGCAAGCAUCAUUGCCUACAUACGCUGAAAGUGAACUUGGGCUAGUACGACAAGACUCUCUCAGUGCCCCUACUGAAGACGGAGCGAAUGUGAGUAGUGACACAAAGAGUAUAGGAGGGAAAUCGGACCAGACACAUAUUUCACAAAAGUCCCAUGCUGGGAGAGCAGCAGGUAAAGCAUUGGGAAGAGGGUUUGGCAAAGUGGGAAAUGCGUUUGUCAAAUCAGCAAUUGAUGUCCCCGUUGCUAUGGCAGACGGGCUGCACUCAGCUGUAAGUACCCAACGUUGUCUCCUUGUGGCCACAUUUCCCUCACUAUCUCCCAAUACCUCAAAGCUAAAUCUAUAUAGCCAAGGCUCUUCGGUGGAAAAUACCGCGAUCAUGGCCCUGUAACCGAUUGGAAAUCAGGCACCAUAGUAGGUGGUAAAUCUUUCGCGUAUGGCUUUUACGAUUUUUCCGUAAGUCUUUUCGCGGAACCUAUCAGAGGUGCGCGAGAUAAUGGGGCAAAAGGAUUCGUCACAGGAGUGGGCAAGGGAGUGGGGGGAUUAUUUACACAACCGGGUUACGCAAUAUUCGGUGCUGUAGGAUAUCCAGCUCUGGGGCUCUACAGGAGUCUCAACGCGAAUAAAGAUGAGGGGGCACAAGGGGCAAUUCUUCAUUCACAAAAGAAUUAUGGUGCUUGCUUUGCAGAAAGGCACCACGCCACAAGAGAAGAGGUCGCUCGGAUUGUUAAAAGAUAUCAAGAACUCAUGGGGAUCACUCGUCCGGAGGAUAUUGCGCUGACUCAAAGUCGUUUGAAUGCUUUACCUCAAGAUAUGGGUGGGAUUGAAAGUCGAUAUCCACGAGAAAGCAUGGUAUCUCAAGCACCAACCCUGAAAAAUCGAGGGCUUGAUAAUACUUCUGUCAGAGCAUCUGAAGCUCCCCUGGCCGAGCUAGAAAGUCCAUCUCCCAGAGGCGUAAUACCUGCCGGUUUCGAUGGUCUAGCCUCAAAUCCAAUCGAGAGUUGGCGUGCAUCUGUUCAAACGAACCCCCCACCGCCACCGAGCGUCAGGAGUGAUGCUUGGCAGCCAUCGUCGCCUCCUAGUAGCCAUUCAGAAAGUUCUUACCCAAAUGAUACAAAGAGACAACCACUAUCCAAUGACCAAGCAAGCGAUGGAAUCAUUCCCCAAAAUGCGGAUUACGCCGAGGCAUCUCCAGCCUAUGCAGAAACAGAGGCUUUAAGCGAGUUGGGUGAUGGUGCUGUCGGCGGGAGCGAAGUAGGUGCACCAUCAGACCUCUACUCAGUGAGCACCGCUCGACCUCGACCAGCCUUACAAAGUAUGGCGCCCCCAUACGAUUUAAAUGGCACUCCAUUAGUUUCGCCUCUGACCCCGGCACUGUUCCAACCAACAGUAGAAACAAUAAGCGAGCUGAGUGCUGGUGGCGAUGUUGAGAUACAAGCACCUUCAGACCCCUCCUCGGUUAGCACCCCUCACCCUCGACCAACCACUCCAACGCAAGGUAAUACGCCAUUAUUUUCACCCCUAUCUCCAGCCACAAGUGUAGAUAGCUCGGCGAGUGCAGAAACCACACUCACUGAACGCGAAUCGCGCGAACUAGCGAGGGCGAUGGAAGAGUCCUUGCAGGUGCGAGAUGAGUUGACUAUUGCCAUGGAAGAGUCUUUACAGACACGAGAUGAAAUAACGAUUGCAAUUCAAGAAUCCCUAGACACUGAGAAUGCGAUAAAGGAGCUGGAGGCUCGGGAUCUCGAGGCUGCGUUGGCGCUUUCUUCGAAAAGUUUUGAGUGGGGAGCCCCUUUGCCGGAGAGAUCAUGAUGUAUUUGGAUUUUUGGCGCAACAUGAAUGUGUAUU